Toxorhynchites rutilus septentrionalis is the source of this 1227-nucleotide messenger RNA. RefSeq lists its product as uncharacterized. The transcript is spliced from 3 exons. NCBI's taxonomy places the organism in Eukaryota, Metazoa, Arthropoda, Insecta, Diptera, Culicidae. The record is from RefSeq and is a predicted model, not a curated record. The coding region runs from base 147 to 992 and encodes 281 amino acids.
CUUAUCAGCUAUGGGCUCUCGCUCCUUCGUUUCAAGUCGAAACCAUUGGUCUUAGUAUCAGUGCGACCUUAGCCAAGCGUAGUGUUCUCGAUUGGAAACAACGGAUUCAAAAAUCAGUAUGCGCAGUUGUGUGUUCAACUGAUAGAAUGGCCAAAACAAAGUGGAACCUGUUGUUUGCGACCUUCGUUUUAUCCGGCCUCUCACUGGCGACGCUUAUUGUAUCGUUUUGUACGCAACAUUGGGUCGUCUCGGAAGCGUCUGAAGUAACUGCAUACAGGAACAGCGAGAUCCACUAUGGUCUUUUCGCUGGUUCCCUCACGAGGAACGUGCUUGCCACCCCGGUAGGCUUAGACCUCACAGUUAUCUGCAUGUAUGAAUACAAUGCUUGCGUCUACAGCUGUCAGAAAGAUGAAGCAAAACGCGAGAUCGAACUGCAGGACAUGAUGAAUGGGCGGAAGCCAGCGGAGUGCCCCAUCACCAGUUCUCAUCUUCAGUCGAAAAUCAUCCCGUCCUCUGUGAGAUAUGCUUCACCUAGGGCCGCUUCGAAGGAUGCAUUCAUCGACGCUAGUCUAUGGCUAACCACGGUGAUACUUCUCGGGAUAGCAACAGCCUUCGCCGGGGCCUCCGGAAGCUUCUCGAUCAUCAACGUUAUGUUUAAUCCAGUGGAACCUAUUUUCAGCGUGUUUGGUCUGUACAUCUGGAACGCAAUAGUUAUCAUAUCGACCUUGCUAACCAUGAUCAUCUGGGGAGCUCUGUUUGGAUCAUCUCUUGUGAAGAAUAUUGCCAUAACCGAUACACUUACUCCGGAGGCUCCAUACAGUUCGACGGGUUUGGCAGCGCUCGGGGCUAGCUACUGGUUGCUGUUCCUGCCGAUGCUGUUCCAUGCAGUCAACACUGGACUGCUGCUGUGGAGGCAGUACCUGAUCAACAGGGAACCACCGCCGACCACUAUUGACGUGGAUCGGUCCGAUCUUACUAUUAUUAUGUAUUAGUGUUCGAAUAAAGUUGUACAAGUGCAAUUCAUUCAAAUGAAAUACAUGCUGUACAGCGAUUUGUUCAAUUGUUCAACGCAUAGCUGAGCAAAUAAUGAUAUUUAUUUUGUAGAUAGUGGAUGCGAUAAUCUUCAAGUUGUAUGAUUCACUCAAUAUGUGUACAUUCUGUCAAAUAUAUACAGGGAAUUUGCUAUUUUAAAUCUUCCCGCUGAACAUUUUUUUAAAGUUGGUACUA